Messenger RNA from Sciurus carolinensis (gray squirrel), 1862 nucleotides. It is a transcript of the gene Sri, whose product is annotated as sorcin. The record is from RefSeq and is a predicted model, not a curated record. Gene Ontology annotation, molecular function: calcium ion binding. The coding region runs from base 85 to 681 and encodes 198 amino acids. Lineage: Eukaryota; Metazoa; Chordata; Mammalia; Rodentia; Sciuridae. The transcript has 8 exons.
CCCGCCCGCGUGGUGCACUCGGGGGCGGCUCGGCGCGGCUGGGCGGGGAGGCAGGGCGCACUGGGCGGCGGCGCAGUCUGCACCAUGGCGUACCCGGGGCACCCUGGCGCCGGCGGCGGGUACUACCCAGGUGGGUAUGGAGGGGCUCCUGGAGGGCCUACGUUUCCCGGACAAACUCAAGAUCCCCUAUAUGGAUACUUCGCUGCAGUUGCUGGACAGGAUGGGCAAAUAGAUGCUGAUGAAUUGCAGAGAUGUCUGACACAAUCGGGCAUUGCUGGAGGAUACAAGUCUUUUAACCUGGAAACCUGUCGGCUUAUGGUUUCAAUGCUGGAUAGAGACAGGUCUGGCACCAUGGGGUUCAAUGAAUUUAAAGAACUCUGGGCUGUACUGAAUGGCUGGAGACAACACUUCAUCAGUUUUGACAGCGAUAGGAGUGGAACCGUGGAUCCUCAAGAAUUGCAGAAGGCUCUAACUACCAUGGGAUUUAGGUUGAAUCCCCAAACUGUGAAUUCAAUUGCAAAACGAUACAGCACCAAUGGAAAGAUCACCUUCGAUGACUACAUUGCCUGCUGCGUCAAGCUGAGGGCUCUCACAGACAGCUUUCGAAGACGGGAUACUAGCCAGCAAGGCAUGGUGAAUUUCUCAUAUGAUGAUUUCAUUCAGUGUGUCAUGACUGUUUAAGAGGAAGCUGCUAGAAGACAAUCAACAUUCCACCUGGAGUUUGCAUUUGCUUACUCUUUACCUUCAGUAAUGUGUGUAACUUACAUGGCUACUUCCCCUGACAGCUUUUGUAAAGGUCUAUCACUUAACACACAACUGAAGUUUUGUUUUUAGUUUUGCUAAUAAAUUCUUUGGAACUUAAUAAGAACAAGUCGGUUAUACCAACUAGAACUUCCUUGAGCCAUUAACAUUCAUACCUUAUUUUCCUACUAAACCUCUUUUAUUAUAAAUUUGAGUGGUGCAAAAUGUUUAGAGCACAUUAUAUACUUUGUAUUGUGAGAUCUGAAACACUUAAUCAGGCUACAGUUGUUAUCUUUCCUCUCCUGAAGAAUGUGGUUGAAAGGUUUGUGUGGAAGAUUCUUAUGUAAAUGAUAUAGACCUCCUUGAAUGCAAAAAACAAACAUAGUAAUCCUUGUUAGCGUUCACCUUACUAGAAAUUUAGCAGCACAGGAUUUAGACUUACACAUAUUUUCAUGGCCUUCUGAAUGGACAGGGAACAUUGAGUGAUUAUUUUCUGCCUUUUUAGAAUGUAUUGAUAAUUUGAGUGGCAAAUACUGUCACCAAGUCCCUCUUUGUCAUCAUCCAUUCAAAACUUUGUUAGCUAUACUUAAGAAUCUUAUAUAUUAUAAGCUUAACUAUGUAAAAAGAAAAUUAAUAGAAAAAAGACUAAGGGAAUAUGUGAAAAUAUUAACUACGUUAUUUUCAACUAAUGGGAUGCUAGAUAACCUUAAUUUUCUUUGUACAUUUCAGUAUUUUCCAAAUUUCCUAUAAGAUAUAUGCUUCCAUUUUAAAAUCAGAAGAUGAAUAUUCUCUAGUAAAUAGAUGUUGAAUACACACACACGUAUACACACACAUAUAAACAUAGAAUUCAACCAAUAUUUUUAAACUGUGGGCUUUCAAUAACAUCUGGAUUCUAAUACUGGCUGCACCUCUUACUGUCUGGUUUGAUCAUUUUAGAUAACAUCAAGGGUCUUAGUCUCCCUGUCUUUGAGAAGGAGAUAGCACUUACCUCUUGGUAGUUCUGAACAUGAAAAGGUGUGUUGAUAAAACAAGCAGAAAUAGCGUUUCUGUUUCUUAAAUUUAAAACUGGCCUGACUUGCCUUUGCCUUUCUUUUUUUUUUUUUUUUUUUUUUUUUUUUUUU